CUACCUGUGAUGAUUCCACCAUGUGCAACAACCCCUGUCAGCGAUGCUGCACUCUUGCCAAGCAUGACUUCUCAGGAAAUCUGGAGGUCACAAGUUCCAGGCUAUUCUGGGUCAGUCACACGGCACAUAAGUCAUCGGGCCAACAACUUCAAGAGACAUCCGAAAAGGAGAAGACACAUCCGCCCUUCGCCGCCGCCACCACCAAAUACUCCAUGUCCUAUUGAUCUGAUUGACUUUGGAGAUCUCCAGCCUCAGAGGUCUUUCCUAGAACUCCUGUUUAAUGGGUGCAUUCUCUUUGGGCUUGAGUUCAGCUAUGCCAUGGAAACAGCCUACGUUACCCCUGUGCUGCUUCAGAUGGGGCUUCCAGACCAACUGUAUGGAAUGGUGUGGUUCAUCAGCCCUAUAUUAGGGUUCUUGCUACAGCCUUUGCUGGGGGCCUGGAGUGACAGAUGCACAUCAAGAUUUGGGAGGAGAAGACCUUUCAUUUUGGUCUUAGCAGUAGGAGCAUUGCUUGGGCUCUCACUUAUGCUGAAUGGCAAAGAUAUAGGGAGUGCCUUGUCUGACACUGCAUAUAACCACAAAUGGGGUAUCAUUCUUACGGUCUGUGGCGUUGUCUUCAUGGACUUCAGUGCAGAUUCAGCAGACAAUCCCAGUCAUGCCUACAUGAUGGAUGUAUGCAGCCCAGUGGAUCAAGACAGGGGCCUCAACAUCCACGCUUUGUUAGCAGGUCUUGGAGGUGGCUUUGGUUAUGUUGUUGGAGGAAUACACUGGGAUAAAACCGGCUUUGGAAAAGCUGUGGGAGGGCAACUUCGCGUCAUCUAUAUCUUCACCUCAGUUAUACUGAGUAUCACUACUGUGCUGACUCUAAUUAGCAUUCCAGAAAGACCCUUAAGGUCCUUGAGCAUGAAGAAAAAGGUGAUGAAGAGUCCAAGUCUUCCUCUCCCUCCUUCUCCACCUUUGUUCUUUGAGGAGGGUGUAAAUGGACACUUUGCUUCUCAUAACUCAACUCACUUAUAUGCCAGUUUUACGAGUCCUGUUUCUCCCCUCAGCCCACUCACACCCAAAUAUGGCAGUUUUGUCAGCAGAGAAAAUUCCUUGACGGGAAUUAAUGAGUUUGCAUCAUCUUUUGGAACUUCAAAUAUUGACAGUGUGCUUAUAGACUGUUUUACAGGCGGGCACAGUAGUUACUUAGCCCUUCCAGCUAGCUUGCCCAGGCAGCCUGUCAGCAUCAGCUUUCCUCGGGUGCCUGAUGGCUGUUACCAAGGAGAAAAUGGAGUUCUGGAGGAAAGGGAGAGCAUCAUAAUGCCAGGGCCUGAUGGCGAGGCACUGAGGGUGGGCUCACUGGAUGCAGUAAAGCCACGGUCAUCAGGGAUCCUGAAAAGACCUCAGACCUUGGCCAUUCCAGAUAUUGUAACAGGACACUGUCCAGAAAAUAGCAGAAGACGAAAUGUAACCUUCAGCCAACAGGUUGCUAAUAUCUUGCUGAAUGGUGUUAAGUAUGAGAGCCAGCUGAACGGAUCAGGCGAGACCUCUGAGCAACCACUCUCUGUGAAACUUCUUUGUUCGACCAUCUGCCAGAUGCCCAAGGCUCUUCGUAACCUCUGCAUCAACCACUUCCUAGGAUGGCUUUCAUUUGAGGGGAUGUUACUUUUCUAUACCGACUUCAUGGGAGAAGUAGUGUUUCAAGGAAAUCCAAAAGCGCCUCACAGCUCAGAUGAGUAUCAGAAGUACAACGCUGGGGUCACCAUGGGCUGCUGGGGAAUGUGCAUCUAUGCAUUCAGUGCUGCAUUCUAUUCAGCUGUGCUGGAGAAGUUGGAGGAGCAGUUCAGCACACGGACGCUGUACUUUGUGGCAUAUUUGGCCUUUGGGCUGGGCACAGGGCUGGCCACGCUCUCCAGAAAUGUCUAUGUGGUGCUGUCACUGUGUGCUACCUAUGGCAUCCUCUUCGCCACGCUCUGCACGCUGCCCUACUCCCUGCUGUGCGACUACUACCAGAGCCAUGAGGUGAGCCCCGGGCUCGCCGGCGGGGGGGGGCGUGGGCUGGGCGUUGACAUCUCCCUGCUGAGCUGCCAGUACUUCCUGGCGCAGAUCCUUGUGGCCCUGGCCAUGGGGCCGCUGACAGCAGCUGUGGGCAGUGCCAGUGGUGCCAUGUACUUCGCCAGCCUGGUGUCCUUCCUGGGCUGUCUCUUCUCUUCUCUCUGCGUCACCUACGAGUUGCCACCUACUGAGGAGCUGCUGCCAGCCGAGGAACAGCGCCCGCUCUUGCCCCGUGCACGGAUGGAAUAA
This is a messenger RNA of Antrostomus carolinensis (chuck-will's-widow), 2286 nucleotides long. RefSeq names its product solute carrier family 45 member 1 (gene SLC45A1). NCBI's taxonomy places the organism in Eukaryota, Metazoa, Chordata, Aves, Caprimulgiformes, Caprimulgidae. The record is from RefSeq and is a predicted model, not a curated record. The transcript has 8 exons. The coding region runs from base 10 to 2286 and encodes 758 amino acids. Gene Ontology annotation, cellular component: membrane. Gene Ontology annotation, molecular function: sucrose:proton symporter activity. Gene Ontology annotation, biological process: transmembrane transport.